Molecule: messenger RNA, 804 nt
Organism: Acanthamoeba castellanii str. Neff
Lineage: Eukaryota; Discosea; Longamoebia; Acanthamoebidae
Product: aurora kinase A, putative
Exons: 6
Coding region: 1-804 (267 amino acids)
Biological process (GO): protein phosphorylation; mitotic spindle organization; regulation of cytokinesis
Cellular component (GO): spindle pole centrosome; chromosome passenger complex; spindle midzone
Molecular function (GO): protein kinase activity; ATP binding
Source: RefSeq, a predicted model, not a curated record
AUGCGUGGACUGUCACUGAUUUCGAAAGGGCAGGGCAAAUUCGGUCAAGUGUACCUGGCCAGGGAGAAGAAGUCCGGCUUCGUGGUGGCCCUCAAGGUGCUCUCCAAGCGUAAGAUCAAACUGUCCGACAACAAGAAGCAAGUGCGAAGAGAGAUUGAGAUCCAAUCUCACUUACGGCUCUAUGGGUUCUUCGUCGAUGCCGGGUUCGUGUACCUCGUCCUUGAGUUCGCCCGCGAUGGCGAGCUGUACAAGUACCUCAAGAAGCAACCCGAACAACGACUCAGCGAAGCCAAGUCGGCAAAGUACCUGUUGCAGCUGGUCUCCGCCCUGCAGUACUGCCACAGCAAGGGCGUGAUUCACCGCGACCUGAAACUGGAGAAUAUACUCCUGAGCGCCGACGAUCAGGUCAAGCUGGCGGAUUGGGGCUCGAGCGUGCACGCCCGGGGCCACCGCAGGCGCACCAUGUGCGGCACGCUGGACUACCUUGCGCCCGAGGUCGUUUCAGGCCAGAGGCACGACCAGGCCGUCGACAGGUGGGCUCUCGGCGUGAUCCUCUACGAGCUCCUUGUCGGCCGUCCGCCCUUCGAGGCGCCGGAGGAGCUAGCCACUGUCGAGCUGAUCAAAGAGUGCAGCCACUCGCUUCAGUUCCCCGAGCACGUUGGACCCGAGGCGCGCGACCUCAUCGCGCGGCUGCUGCGGCGCGACCCUGCCGAACGAAUCGCGCUGGCCGACAUUCCUGCCCACCCGUUCUUCCAAACCCCGCUUUCGAAAGCCAAUCCAACUGGCGUGGCCGAGGAGAGCUGA